AUCAUCUGCAUUUUCUCUCUCCAAACAAACUUCUCACUUCCUCUCUUCACUUCGUUUUCACUCUCAAGUCUCAGCAAAAAUCCAAAUGGAAACGAAAAUCGGUUCAUUGAAUUCAUGCAACUCGGCAAGCUCCAACGACGUCGGCUGCCUCCCUUCCAACGGCGUCGUCUCGUCGAUCAAGUCGUCCGCCGUCGCUUUCAACUCGGCGGAAGCGACGCUCGGCCGCCACAUUGCGCGGCGGCUGGUGCAGAUCGGCGUCAGCGACGUGUUUUCCGUCCCCGGAGACUUCAACCUGACGCUGCUGGAUGACCUCAUAGCUGAGCCGGGGCUCAACGUGGUCGGCUGCUGCAAUGAGCUCAAUGCAGGGUACGCCGCCGACGGAUACGCCCGGGCUCGCGGCGUCGGCGCGUGCGCGGUGACGUUCACCGUCGGAGGGCUGAGUAUUCUCAACGCGAUCGCCGGCGCGUACAGCGAGAAUCUCCCGGUGAUUUGUAUCGUCGGAGGUCCGAACUCGAACGAUUACGGCACGAACCGGAUCCUGCAUCACACGAUCGGGUUGCCGGAUUUUAGCCAGGAGAUGCGUUGCUUCCAAACCGUAACCUGCUAUCAGGCUGUGGUGAAUAAUUUGGAGGAUUCGCAUGAGUUGAUUGACACGGCGAUAUCAACCGCGCUCAAGGAGAGUAAGCCGGUGUAUAUAAGCAUCAGCUGCAAUUUAUCGGCGAUUCCGCAUCCAACGUUUAGCUGUGAACCAGUACCAUUUUCACUUACCCCUAAGUUGAGCAAUAAAAUGGGUCUGGAAGCAGCUGUAGAAGCGGCAGUGGAGUUCUUAAACAAGGCGGUGAAACCGGUGUUGGUGGGAGGUCCAAAAAUGCGUUUCGCAAAAGCUUGCGAUGCUUUCGUGGAAUUGGCGGAUGCUUGUGGCUAUCCUGUUGCAGCAAUGCCAUCAGCGAAAGGGCUAGUACCGGAGAUCCACCCUCAUUUCAUCGGUACAUACUGGGGCGCAGUGAGCACAGCGUUCUGUGCGGAGAUUGUUGAAUCAGCUGAUGCUUACAUCUUUGUUGGACCCAUCUUCAACGACUACAGUUCAGUAGGCUACUCUCUGCUUCUCAAGAAGGAGAAGGCGAUCAUAGUGCAGUCUGAUCGCGUGGUGAUCGGUAAUGGGCCUACGUUUGGGUGUAUUCUGAUGAAGGAUUUCUUGACGGCCCUUGCCAAACGUGUCACGCAUAAUAAAACUGCUUAUGAGAACUACCAUAGGAUUUAUGUUGGCGAUGGACAUCCUCUGAAAUGUGAGCCUAAAGAGGCGUUGAGGGUUAAUGUUCUGUUUCAGCAUAUUCAGAAGAUGCUGUCUGAGAAGACGGCUGUCAUUGCUGAAACAGGGGAUUCUUGGUUUAACUGCCAGAAGCUCAAAUUACCAGCAGGAUGUGGGUAUGAGUUCCAGAUGCAAUAUGGGUCAAUUGGUUGGUCAGUUGGUGCAACUCUAGGCUAUGCUCAAGCUGUGCCGGAGAAGCGUGUCAUUGCCUGCAUCGGCGAUGGUAGCUUUCAGGUGACGGCGCAGGAUGUGUCAACGAUGCUUCGGUGUGGGCAGAAUAGCAUAAUCUUCUUGAUAAACAACGGCGGGUACACCAUUGAAGUGGAGAUCCACGACGGGCCUUACAACGUGAUCAAGAACUGGAACUACACCGGCUUGGUUGAUGCCAUAUGCAACGGCGAAGGGAAGUGCUGGACUACUAAGGUUCGGUGCGAGGAAGAUCUUAUUGAAGCAAUUGAGACGGCGACAGGGGAGAAACAAGACUGCUUGUGUUUUAUUGAGGUGAUAGUUCACAAGGACGAUACGAGCAAAGAGCUUCUAGAAUGGGGAUCGAGGGUCUCUACUGCUAAUGGCCGCUCACCAAACCCCCAGUAGACUCCUUUGAUGCUGCAAAUCAUUUCAUAUUAUUCUCUUCUUCAUUAUUCAGCUUUAAACAUGUUUAUGUUUUGUUUGCUUUCAUAUUUCAACGUUUUAGUGGAUUACUGUUGCUAUUUUCCGAUUUCAAAA
Salvia splendens (bonfire salvia) is the source of this 2035-nucleotide messenger RNA. Its product is annotated as pyruvate decarboxylase 1. The coding region runs from base 86 to 1903 and encodes 605 amino acids. Gene Ontology annotation, molecular function: thiamine pyrophosphate binding; pyruvate decarboxylase activity; magnesium ion binding. Lineage: Eukaryota; Viridiplantae; Streptophyta; Magnoliopsida; Lamiales; Lamiaceae. Gene Ontology annotation, cellular component: cytosol. The transcript has 6 exons. The record is from RefSeq and is a predicted model, not a curated record.